Mercenaria mercenaria is the source of this 1578-nucleotide messenger RNA. Its product is annotated as ATP synthase subunit C lysine N-methyltransferase-like. Gene Ontology annotation, cellular component: mitochondrion. Gene Ontology annotation, molecular function: protein-lysine N-methyltransferase activity. The transcript is spliced from 5 exons. Bases 75 to 824 code for a protein of 249 amino acids. Gene Ontology annotation, biological process: peptidyl-lysine trimethylation; regulation of mitochondrial ATP synthesis coupled proton transport; positive regulation of proton-transporting ATP synthase activity, rotational mechanism. The record is from RefSeq and is a predicted model, not a curated record. Lineage: Eukaryota; Metazoa; Mollusca; Bivalvia; Venerida; Veneridae.
UGCAGUUAUCGCGCAAUCUCAAAAUGGCUGCGCCCUUGGGAAAACAUUGAAUUUUACUUAUUUUGGAGAAAAUAAUGAAUCUUUCAGAAGAAGAGUGCGUUUUAUGCAAAGAACCAGCACGGGAGAAGCGUCCUUGGACGACACAGAGUCUGGUGGUGGCAGGAGUAUCAGGAGCAGUGGUUGUUGGAGUUUACUCACUGACAAUACCCUUUGUAGCACCUGCAUUCAGGCGUGUUUGUCUUCCGUUUGUACCGGCCACCACAAAUCAAGUAAAUAAUGUGAUGAGAGCUUUGCACGGGAGGAAAGGAACUCUUCUUGAUAUUGGUAGUGGUGAUGGAAGAAUUGUUAUAGAAGCAAGUAAAAAUGGAUUCCAGAGUCACGGUGUAGAGCUGAAUUACUGGCUGGUGCUGUACUCCAGAUACAGGGCAUGGAGAGAGGGACAGAGAGCUAAUACAAACUUUCAUAAACAAGAUCUCUGGAAGACAGACAUGUCCAAAUAUGAAAACAUUGUUGUGUUUGGAGUUGAUACAUUGAUGAUUGGCCUCGAAAAGAAGUUUGACCAGGAAAUCACAGAUACCUGUAGAAUUGUUGCUUCACGCUUCCCGCUUCCUAACUGGCAACCAGUCAAAAUUAUAGGGGAAGGAUUGGACACAGUCUGGAUUUAUAUGCACCCGCGUAAUCCAGAUUAUGAAAAAAUGAAAUUGUCAGUAAACUUUAAAGGACUGAAUGACAAUAUUUAUGACAGUAAGAAUUUAGAAAAAGAUGAAUUUAGUGCUAGUGAAGUUUUAUAUUCAAGAAGUUCUAAGACUUCAUGUAGUUUAUAACACAAAUAUUAUGUAGGUAUUUAGAUUUAAUGUCCAAUUGUUAACUCACACAAGAGAGAGGGGAAGAGUAAGAUGUCAGUAUAAGAGAGUUUCCUCCGCUUGCUUAAAACUGAGAAAAGCGGAUUUUGGAUACGCGGGAGUGAGGGAUGAUUGUCUAACUGUAUUUUGUAUUAUAUCCUACCAUUUUCAGGAAUAGUAAUGUAAGGCUGUUAAAAAAAUGUUCAGUCAUAUUUGAGCAACAUCUUAUGAUAUUUUUUCAGUGUUUGUAUCUGUUAGAGAAAUAUUUUUAAUCUAUGUUGGUUGUUCUGCAAAGAUAGACAAAAUUCAGGGGUUAAAUUGAAAACUGUCUUAACUCAUUGUUAAAUAAAGGAGUUAUGAUAAAUUUCCAUUCAGCCCAUGACUAUACUAAUUUUUUCUGUACAGGUGAAUUAUGAAAUAAUUUAAUAAAGGUUUAUUUUUACAAAGUUUCUUUUCGUGCUAAAAAGCUCAGAGCUCCAUCUUGGUUGGGGAACCAAGUUAGAAGAAAAAGGUUCAGUAGAUAUUUUAACAUGCACCAAGUGCUUGAUGAAUAUGAAUAAUUCCAUAUCAUAAAUUGUAAAUGUUUUGCAUGAAUUCAUGAUGUGAUCAAAACCUGAUUGUAGGUCUUUAUAUUUCUCUAAACUUGUUGAAGUGAGUGACUAAUACAUGUAUAUCAUAAUAUUUUUUGUUAUGAUUCAUGCAGAUUAAUGUACCGGUAAAUAAAUAUAAGACUUUG